UCUAAUAAAUAGAGGAAAUGUCAUCAACACUUCCAAGCAUCCAAAGUUUCUAACUAAGAAGAAUCUGUGAUGGCGGGAAGUGUUAUUUCUACCACCCAAAUCUCUCUCCGACCCCUUCAUCUUUCUGACCUUGAUGAUGUCAUGGUGUGGACCACUGAUGAAAAAGUGCCCAAGUUUUGCACUUGGGAGACUUACACAAGCAAAGAAGAUGGCAUUAACUUCAUUGAAAACAUAGCAACCAAGUUUCUGUGGUGCAAAGCAAUAUGUCUUGAUGAUCGUGCUGUUGGCUUUGUUCAUCUGUCCUCGUAUGCUGAGCAUGAUAAGUGCAGGAUCAAGUCUGCAGAACUUGGCUAUGUUCUGGGAUCCAAGUAUUGGGGUAAAGGGAUUGCCACAUAUGUUGUGAAACAAGUAGUUAAGGAUGUUUUCAGUGAGUUGCCACACUUGGAGAGGCUUGAAGCUCUGGUUGAUGUGGAAAAUGUUGGCUCCCUGAGAGUGCUGGAGAAAGCUGGUUUCCAAAGGGAAGGAGUUCUAAAGAAGUAUCUGUUCUUCAAGGGAAAAAGCAGGGAUAUGGUUAUGUUCAGUGUGCUUUCAACCGACCUCAAUGUUUGAUUUGCUUGUUGAGAGGAUGUGAUUUCUGCUGAUGAAACAAUUUGGAUUGUUACAUAUAAGAAAUUUAGUGGAAGUUUAACAAAUUUGAAAGAUCUUGUAGGAUGUGAAUUGUGAAGUUAACAUCUGAUGAAUAAAAGAUUCCUGUUGUUUAAGUAAAA
Molecule: messenger RNA, 767 nt
Organism: Lotus japonicus
Lineage: Eukaryota; Viridiplantae; Streptophyta; Magnoliopsida; Fabales; Fabaceae
Exons: 1
Coding region: 70-609 (179 amino acids)
Molecular function (GO): acyltransferase activity, transferring groups other than amino-acyl groups
Source: RefSeq, a predicted model, not a curated record